AUAGCAUUAAGAGCGACGUUCUGUAAAGUGCUUUGUAGUGAGUUUUAUUAAUUUUAUUCAAUACAAAAUGGCAAGUUUUUUUGGGGAAGUAGUAUUUCCAGUUUCCCGAGCAUUUUGGGAUGAAGAAGAUGAAUAUGGAGCAACGCAAAAUUCCGUUAAUCAACCUCAAUUUUCUGUUCGAUGGUUAAAAGAAAAACCGCCCCAAAUCGAUACUUUAGUCGUAAUAGAAGGCGAAAUGUUAAUUGAUUUUUCAAAAAAAUGUUUAUGUGAAAAUUCUGAAGAAUUGUGUUUAGUGGAAGAUGACAAUCAAACGAAAGUAUGUUCACUUUAUCAAGUUAAUGAUAAUGUGUAUUUAUGCAUUGUAUCUCCGCGCUUCGAUACCAAAUUUUCUGCCAAGCUUGUUGACAAGAUGGGUGAAACUAUAUCAAGUGCAAAAAAUACAAUUUCUGUGACAUGUCGUCAUAUAUCACAAUUUAAGAAUAAAAAUACUCCAACAGUACCAUCUUUCUUAAGAAUGUUAACUACAGAAAAUGGAAAAAAUGUCUGUAAAUUAAAAGAACCCUACUUAGAACAGCCAAAUAUUGUAUAUGGAGUUGCAGCAGGAGUAUUGUCAUAUGCCCAAUUUAUGGAACUACCUUCAGUUCUGUAUGUUUUGUAUACAGACAGUUUUGUACUGGACUCAUUAUCUGCAGAACCUCUUUUAAAAUUAUUCACAGCAAUGAAUUGUACAUUACAUAAUGUUACAUUUGCUGGAAAAGACUUUUUUAGUAAAGGCAACCUUUAUAUGUAA
This is a messenger RNA of Habropoda laboriosa, 790 nucleotides long. It is a transcript of the gene PSMG1, whose product is annotated as proteasome assembly chaperone 1. Lineage: Eukaryota; Metazoa; Arthropoda; Insecta; Hymenoptera; Apidae. The coding region runs from base 68 to 790 and encodes 240 amino acids. Gene Ontology annotation, cellular component: endoplasmic reticulum. Gene Ontology annotation, molecular function: proteasome binding. The transcript is spliced from 5 exons. The record is from RefSeq and is a predicted model, not a curated record. Gene Ontology annotation, biological process: proteasome core complex assembly.